Molecule: messenger RNA, 423 nt
Organism: Scutellospora calospora
Lineage: Eukaryota; Fungi; Glomeromycota; Glomeromycetes; Diversisporales; Gigasporaceae
Source: the annotation of a GenBank genome assembly
AUGACUAACGAAAAUAAAAUUACUAUGACUGUCAAAGGUGAUGUUGGUGUAAAACGCAAAAAAUACGUCAACAGAGAGGUUGCCGAAGAUAUGCUUGGAGGUACUUUUUCGUACAUCAAUGGUAAAACUUAUAUUAUUACGAUUGAUAAUAACACAAAAAUGAGAAUCUCAAGCUUGAACACGGACAUCGCAAGAGUUUAUUUCUUUAAUAAUAACAACGUCCAAGUGCCAGUUCCAAAUGGGAUGGUUAUGCAUGAUGAUGUUAAUAAUUAUAAUUUACGUCAUUUUCGAGGUGAAUACCAUAUUUCCUGGAUAUAUAGUUACACAUUAUUUUGGAAUGGUAAUGUAGUUGUCCGUCUUUAUAAUCAAAAGCAACAAGCAGUUGAUAGAGGUGUUGGGUUUGAAGAUUAUGAGGUAGAAUAA